UUGGAAACCAAGUAGUAAAAAAAAAUGGGCAAUGAAGGCAGCAAAUUAAAAGGUUUAAUUAUUGACCAAAAUGCUGUAGAGGUGAAUGACUUUUGGGCGCUUUACAAUGCCGAAUCACCAAACACAUCGAAUGAGGAAGGCGUGGGACAUGGACAACAGCUAUCCAUAUUCAAAGGCGAGGUGCUGGUAAAGGGACAACUUUGGGCCAGCAUUGGGCCUAUGGAACGGGCUAUUAAGAACCUGAUGAUCUAUCGCCAUCCGUACAUACUAAAAUAUACAUGCACCUGGGAGCAGUCGGGACAAAAACAUUUGGCAACAGAGCGUGUGCGACCCCUGAACGAUGUGCUUAGCCAGCAAAGCGAUAUACAGGUGUGCCUAGGCCUCCGCACCAUUUUGUGCAGCUUGAUAUUUCUCAUUGAGAAAGCGCUGGCGCGGCACUUGAAUAUCUGCACACAGUCCAUCUAUGUGACAAGCAAGGGCAGCUGGUGUUUGGCUGGUUUUGAGUAUGUGUGGAAAGCUAAGGAGCUUAAUAAGCAGCUGCUGGACUUGGCGCAUAGCUUUCGACAGCCGCAAGCCAUGGAUGAGGCCAAUGGCGCUGAGGCCCUCGAGCAGUUUGCCUUUGCGACGCUCUGCGAACAGAUUUUGAACAAAGUGGACGCUGGCGCAGCUGUUACGCCGCAUGUGCUGGAAUUUCGCGAGUAUUGCAGCACACAUCUAAAGCAUCAGAAUACAGAAAUGCGUCCCAAGUUGUCGGCUGUGUUGCUGCAUCCGUAUUUCAAUCACGAAUUUGUGCUUAUACAUUCCUUUCUGUUUGAGUUGCCGCUCAAGUCUGUGCAGGAGCGCCAGCAGUUCUUCAGCAGCCUCAUUGAACGCCUGCGCUGUUUCGACGAGCAAGUAGUCGCCUCACAACUGGCCAGCGAUUUGCUCUCUCGCAUGGUGCUGCUAGAUCCCACCGCACAGCAAUGCGUAACGCCAUUUGUGCUGCGCACCAAGACAGACCAAGGUGCCACAGCGCUAUUCUCGCCACAAACAUACGUAGAGUAUGUGCUUCCGCAUAUACUUAAAAUGUUUCGCUUGCGUGAUGCUCAGAUGCGUCUGAUACUGCUCGACUAUUUCAUGGAGUAUGUGCGUCUGCUAAGCGAUGAGCAGCUGCAGCGCGAAAUACUGCCACACUUGCAGCUGGGCAUGAGCGAUACAAAUGAUCUGUUGGUGGCCAAAACACUGCGCUCGCUAGCGGAUUUAGUGCCCAUUUUGGGUGCUGCCGCUGUGCUUGGUGGUGAUCGCAGACGCUGCUUUUCGGAUGGUCGCCCACAUGCUGCUGUGUCAAGCGAGAGCAGCGCACCGCGUUCCAUUACGCCGCUGAUGAAUGCCAGUGCUGCGGAUGCGGAUGAUUAUAUGGUCUCCGGCAGUCCGCUGCCUGUUGAGAGCAAUAUGGCGCCCAUAGCGCUGCGUCUGAGUCCCGAUGGCGGCGAGGAUGACAAGAGUCUUACAACUUUGAGUGAGAAGCCGCUGGAGCAGAGUCAAAGCAGCGCGCCGGAUAGUAAUUCAGAGCUGGUUGAUCUGACACUGGUCAGUGAUGGAAAAACUCAGGCAGAGGAUGACGAGGAGGCAGCUUGGUCCGACUGGGAUAAUGCGGACGAGCUGCAGCGUCUGCAUGUCAAGCAGCUGACCAUAGAUGAACUCAAUCUAAUAGAAACCACCAGCAGCAGCUCCACACAGGCCACACAGCCCUCACUCACAGACUCUUUUCGCACCGCCUGCUCCCAAGUAUCCACAGCAGCUACUAAAUCAAUCCCGCCGCCGCCAUCCCUACGUAAGCCCAUAGAUGAUCUUAGCGUUUUGGAUAUACAAGUACAACCCUCAACAUUAUCCAAUGUGGCUGGAACGGCCGAGUUUGAUUUCUUCAAGGACAUGGAGCCAGUUAUUGAAACCAAACCAGCAGCUAGCAGAGAGACGGAGGUUGUGCAUGUGGACGCAAGUCGCUUUGCGACAGCCGCUGACCAUGAUACGGAUCUGGAUGCGCACCAAGGCUGGGGACUCGAUGAGGAUGACGAUGCGGAUGAUGUCAUUUGGGGCGACAGUGCACUGACCACCAGCGUCUCUUAGGAUAAUUACACUUCGUUACAUACCAAUCGAAUUCUAAGCAAAGUCUCACGCAUUCAAUACGUUCAAAAAUAAAUUUCUGUUCCAUUCUAAUCUUUAAGUACCAUUAAUGUACAUAUGUAUAUGUGUAUAUAAUUAUGUCCAGAGUGUGUAAAUAAUUUAAAUUAAAUUGC
Messenger RNA from Drosophila busckii, 2276 nucleotides. RefSeq names its product protein-associating with the carboxyl-terminal domain of ezrin. The record is from RefSeq and is a predicted model, not a curated record. Lineage: Eukaryota; Metazoa; Arthropoda; Insecta; Diptera; Drosophilidae. The transcript has 2 exons. The coding region runs from base 25 to 2106 and encodes 693 amino acids.